This is a messenger RNA of Anopheles marshallii, 4035 nucleotides long. RefSeq names its product thioester-containing protein 1 allele S3-like. Gene Ontology annotation, molecular function: endopeptidase inhibitor activity. Lineage: Eukaryota; Metazoa; Arthropoda; Insecta; Diptera; Culicidae. Gene Ontology annotation, cellular component: extracellular region. The record is from RefSeq and is a predicted model, not a curated record. The coding region runs from base 1 to 4035 and encodes 1344 amino acids. The transcript is spliced from 12 exons.
AUGUGGCAGUUCAUAAGGUCACGCAUAUUAACGCUGAUAAUCUUCAUAGGUGCAGCUCACGGAAUACUGGUUGUGGGACCUAAUUGUAUACGGCCCAACCAGAAUUAUACGGUGGUGAUCAGUAACUUUAACUCGUAUCUGAGUAGGGUGGACCUGAUGCUACGGAUUGAAGGCCAGACCGAAGAUGGUAGAAGCGUUCUGAACUUAACGAAGUCGGUUGGUGUGUGGCGGUAUAUGAGCAAGAUGGUCAACUUCAAUAUGCCUGCAGACUUAUCAGCUGGGAAUUACACAUUUACCAUCGAUGGGCAGGGUGGUUUUAAUUUUAACGAGCAAGUCGAGUUGGUGUACCUCAGUAAACCUAUGUCCGGUGUAAUACAGACCAAUAAGCCCGCAUUCGCGCCGGGAGAUACGGUUAAAUUUCGUGUGAUAGUGCUAGACACUGCGCUGAAACCUCCUGCACAAGUGAAAACCGUUCACGUAACGGUCCGCGAUCAUGAUGGAAAUGUGAUCCAGAACUGGCCCUCGGCAAAACUACACGCAGGAGUGUUCGAGAGUGAUCUCCAGAUUGCGUCAGCUCCAGUAUUCGGAGUGUGGAACAUCUCGGUACAGGUAGACGGAGAAGAGCUCGUAUCGAAAACGUUCGAAGUGAAAGAAUAUGUGUUGCCCGCGUUUGAUUUAGAGGUAACGCCCUCUGUUAUUCCUCUGGAGGAGCAUCAAGGCCUGAAUCUGACGAUAGCUGCCCACUAUCAAUUACGCAAGCCGGUGAUUGGAUUGGCAAAGGUAGAGUUUUAUUUGGAGAAAGACAUGCUGGACCAGAAGAAACAGAUCGAAGUGUACGGUAUGGGACAGGUGGAGCUGCAGUUUGUAGGGUAUUUUAAGGUGAAGGAAGAUAAAAGAGAUGUAUUUGUAAAGACGACCUUCAUAGAACAGCACACAAAUCGCACCGUAGUGAAAGAAUCUCAAAUCACUGUGUACAAACAUGCUUAUCGUGUGCAACUGAUCAAGGAAACCCCACCGUUUCGACCAGGGCUUCCAUUUAAAUGUGCUCUUCAAUGCCUAUACCACGAUGGAACACCUGCUAAAGGUAUUACCGGUAAGGUGGAGGUGCUGGAAAUUGGAUACGAAGCAACUGCAACUAGCGACAAUAAUGGUUUGAUCAAACUGGAGUUAAAUCCAAGCGACAGUGUGGAUUCGAUGUACAUUAACUUUUCUAACGAUGAUGAUGAGUUCUACUUUUACGAGCGUGUGGGCAAAGAGAAUGUCUUGACAAACGCUUACAUCAAAGUGGAAUUAAGAUCUCCCAUUAAAUUGAACCGUUUAUUGCAAUUCAUAAUUACCUGCAGUAAACCGAUGACUUUCUUUGCGUAUUUCGUAAUGUCGAAAGGCAAUAUCAUUGAUUCCGGUGCAAUAAGACCGAGUAAUCAGAACAAAUAUAUCUUUCGGUUGAAUGCCUCGGAGGAGAUGUCUCCGAAAGCGAAAUUUAUCGUCGCGACUGAAGUAAAUGGUGCAGUCGUGUAUGACUAUGUGAACAUCAAUUUCAAGGAUCGUCGUAACAAUCUUAUUGUGAGAAUAGACAAGCAGACAGCAGAGCCGGGUCAACAAAUCGAGCUGCAGUUGUCUGGACGACCGGGAGCAUACGUGGGAUUAGCUGCACACAACAAAGGUUCGAUGUAUCGCAAUGAGGAUAAUGAUUCAUUCUGGGAUGACAUUAUGCGAAUGUAUAAUGGAUACGGCUCGAACGCUGAGAACGUGAAAGUAGAUAAGUUUCAUAGCUUGGGACUGUUCGUUAGAACGUUCUAUGACAUCAAGUUCAAUGAAGCCCACGAUAUGGCGGCACGCUAUGAGUUGCAGAUAAACGAACCGAUCGCCAAGCAGGAGUCAAAUGUAACAAGCUUUCCAGAGUCGUGGUUAUGGGAGAACGUUUCUAUUGGAAGGUCUGGAGUGCACAAGAUGAAUGCGACAGUGUCAGAUACGAUCACAUCCUGGUACUUGACAGCAUUCUCCAUUGAUCCAGAGUACGGUUUGGACAUCAUUAAAAAACCCAUCCAAUUCACAACGGUUCAGCCGUUCUACAUCGUGGACAAUCUACCGCACUCGAUCAAACGAUAUGAAGCAGUUGAGUUGCAGUUUAUACUGUUCAACCUUCUUGAGGAAGAGUAUAUGGCUGAUGUGACGUUGUACAAUGUGGACAACCAAAUGAGGUUCGUUGCACGGCCUCUGGAAGAGAUGAACUACAUCAAAUCCGUCAGCGUUCCGUCGAAGGUUGGGGUUCCCAUCUCAUUUUUAGUGAAAGCCCAAAAGCUCGAAGCGAUAGUGGUGCGAGUAAAAGCCACUGUCAGGUACACAGAACUAAGUUACGCACUCGAAAAGGUUAUUCGAGUUACCCCAGAAAGUUUGGUACAAUCAAGAGAGUCUUCUCGAUUCUUCUGCUUCGAUACAUACCAGAAUAAAACCUUCAGGAUGUACUUAGAUGUGCACAACAAUGCUGAAAAUGGUUCACAAAAGAUUGAGUUCCGACUGCAACCCAAUCUACUUACCCACGUGGUCGGUAACUUGAAACCGCUGCAUAAACUUUCGUCUGAUUUUCUAGAGGAGAAUAUGGUUUGGUUUGUACCAAACAUCAUGAUGCUUGACUACUUGCAUGCUAUUGGUUCGAAGGAAGAGCAGCUAAUCGACAAAGUUACUGAUCUAUCGUAUCAAGGCUAUAGAAAUCUAAAGCGUUUUCAAAAGCUGGAUGGUUCGUUUGUAGCGUGGAAUAAGGAAGGCCACUUGUUCCUUACCACCUUCGUCGCAAAGACGAUGCAAACAGCGUCGAAGUAUCUGAGCGAGUUUGAUGAGACUAUACUUGAGAAUACCUACGAUUGGCUUGCUGCGAAUCAGGACAGUUCGGGAAGGUUCGAUGAGAUCAGUUACGUGAUCCACGCGAAUUUGAAUGGUGCUAUGUACAACAGCAUCACAAUGACAUCUUACGUGGUGACGGCGCUGCUAGAGAACGAGAACGCCAGGAGGAAGCACGCGGUUGUGAUUGAAAAAGCAAUACGCUAUCUAAGCGGCCAGGUGAAAACUAUCGAAGAUCCUUACGAGCUGGCAAUUGUGACCUAUGCAUUAAUGUUAAAUGGACACAAUUUGAAGAAUGUGGCAUUUAAAAGGCUCGUUAACAUGUCUACCACCACUAAAAAUGGCACAGAACAGUACUGGGAUACAGAAAACAGCUUUGAAACAACAGCUUACGCCUUACUGUCUUACGUGCUAGCGGAGAAAAAUCUCGACCUUAUUCCGUUGAUGCGUUGGUUGGUGAACCAAAACUUCAUUGAAGAAAGUUACGCACGCGUGCAGAGUACCUUCGUUGGACUGAAGGCACUGACAAAGGUGGCGGAAAUAAUAUCUCCUUCGCGAAACAACUACACUAUAGAGGUGACAUACAACCAACAUUUGUAUUCAACUACAGCAACGCCAAUGAAACAAAUCCACAUAAACUCACAACAACUCGACACCAUCAAAUAUGAAAAUAUACCACAGGACACACGCUGGAUGGAUAUCACCGUGGUUGGAAUUGGUUCGGGUAUUCUGGAGGUGAUCUAUCAGUACAGUUUAAAUCUCGUCUAUUUCGAGAACCGAUUCGUGUUGAAUGUGGAGAGACAAAAUACAACUUGCGACUAUGAACUGCGGCUCAAUGUAUGUGCUAGCUUCAUUCCAACAUCGUCUUACCAUAGUUCAAGCGUAGCGGCGAUCGAGGUGACCUUCCCCAAUGGGUACGAUGUCGAUCAGCAUCCGGUCAGCGAACAGACCAACGCGAGUGAUACAAUGGAAAUUGUUGUUCGGUUUGGUGGCACAUCCGUUGUAGUGUAUUAUGAUGGUAUGGAUGAGGAACAGAAAUGUUUCACCGUGACGGCUUACCGGCGGGGCAAUGUGACUAUGAAACAUCCAGGCUAUGUUGUCGCCUAUGAUGUAUACAACCAACAUUUGAACGCCUUUAAAACGUACGAAGUGGACAAGCAGGAUGCGUCUAAAAUCUACGACCCAAAGCAAUGCUAA